GGUGAGUCAGAAACUACCAUGUUAUACUCAUUCAUCAAAACUUCAAAACUUCACCAUUGGCUCAGUCAACCUGACUGUUUGCCAGCUAUUCAAGAGUGCAAAUUUCUGUUUGACAGCACAUAUGCUCCCAAGAGUGCUGGAACUCUUGGUGAAGAACUUGCUGAAGAUCCUUUGGAUGACAGUUUACAGGCUCCUUCCUCUGCUGUAGCUGGUGACUGGUUAUCAUCUCCUGUCCCCAGCAGUAUCCAACAUAUCUAUGCUACACCCACAGGUGAACUAGUGUUUGCUGUCCACAAGCUCCUCCCACAUCACAAUCAGUCCAUUGAUCCAUUUGCUAUGUAUCCUCAUUUUCCCACCAAAAUGUACUUGUCAAGCUCAAGUAGUCAUUUGGAAAAUGUCAAGGUAUCCUGGGUUGUUAGUCACUUUGCUCGAUGGGCAGUUUCGAGUGAUACUGUAGUCAUACUAUCUCUAUCUCGU
Molecule: messenger RNA, 477 nt
Organism: Suillus subaureus
Lineage: Eukaryota; Fungi; Basidiomycota; Agaricomycetes; Boletales; Suillaceae
Exons: 2
Source: RefSeq, a predicted model, not a curated record